CUAUGGAACCAAAACACUUCUUUUUAAAAUAUCGCUGUGUUCGCAGUUAUUCUCUUACAGGUCAAGGCCACAAUGAAAGCAGUCAGUGUGUGUCUGAUCCUAUUUCUUGUGACGGCUCGCAUGUCCGUCGCCAGGAUCCUGAGUCAGUGCCAAUUGCUGCAGGAGCUCAGGAACCGCAACGUUGCAGGAAACGAUUUAGCAACCUGGGUGUGUAUAGCUCAGCAUGAGAGCUCUCUGAAUACGGCAGCUAGGGGCGGGCCCAACACGGACGGAAGUUUUGACAAUGGGAUAUUCCAGAUCAACGACAGAUACUGGUGCAGAGAAAACGGCGUAGGCGGUAGUUGCAACAUUAAUUGUGCAGCUCUCAGAGAUGACAACUUGACCGAUGACAUAAAUUGCGCAUUGAAAAUCAAGAAUGUUCAGGGAUUCACGGCCUGGACUGUUUAUUCGAGAUACUGCACCCGUGCUGUCUUGCCCGGCUGCUGAAAUGGCAUCCACAAUCUAUCUGCAUAUUCAGAAGUGAAAUAUGUCCAAUCACAUGAAAUAAUAAUGGCAAAGUUCCGCACAGCAUUUCGUGAUAUGCACGAAGCAUCUCAAUGAGUUUUCUUAAAUAAAGGUGGAGGAGAGUAGGUUUUGUGUUCACUGAGUGUCCCACAUGUGACUUAUUCUAAAACUUUAUAGAAGUUCCUGAACAAGGAUAUCAUUAAACUCUAAUUCCUCUAACAGCCUCUCAAUUGUCUUCAGUGUAUAAUCUAUUAAGACAUUACUAAGGAACUACAAUAAAAUUACUCACAUGUUCUUUCGAGAGAAGAAAUAAAUGAUAUUUAUUACCAAAACGAAAGAAUAUAUUUCACAGAA
Molecule: messenger RNA, 858 nt
Organism: Cryptotermes secundus
Lineage: Eukaryota; Metazoa; Arthropoda; Insecta; Blattodea; Kalotermitidae
Product: lysozyme X-like
Exons: 5
Coding region: 73-486 (137 amino acids)
Molecular function (GO): lysozyme activity
Source: RefSeq, a predicted model, not a curated record